AUGCCAGGGAAGCCCAAGCACCUGGGCGUCCCCAACGGACGCAUGGUUCUGGCUGUUUCAGAUGGAGAGCUGAGUAGCGUAGCAGGGCCUCAGGACGAGGGCCGUGGCAGCUCCCUCAGCAUCCACAGUCUUCCUAGCAGUUCCUUCCCCACCGAGGAGCAGCCUGUGGCCGGCUGGGCCCUGUCCUUUGAGCGGCUGCUGCAGGACCCACUGGGCCUGGCUUAUUUCACUGAAUUUCUGAAGAAGGAGUUCAGCGCCGAGAACGUGACUUUCUGGAAGGCCUGUGAACGCUUCCAGCAGAUCCCUGCCAGCGACACCCAGCAGCUAGCUCAUGAGGCCCGCAACAUCUAUCAGGAGUUCCUUUCCAGCCAGGCGCUGAGUCCCGUGAAUAUCGACCGUCAGGCCUGGCUUGGCGAGGAAGUGCUGGCGCAGCCCAGGCCAGACAUGUUUCGGGUGCCGCAGCUUCAGAUUUUCAACUUGAUGAAGUUCGACAGCUACGCGCGCUUUGUCAAGUCACCACUAUAUCGCGAGUGCCUACUAGCGGAGAGCGAGGGGCGCCCCCUGAGGGAGCCUGGCUCCUCACGCCUCGGCAGCCCAGACGCUACGAGGAAGAAGCCAAAAUUGAAACCCGGGAAGUCGCUGCCACUAGGCGUGGAGGAGCUGGGGCAACUGCCGCCUUCUGAGGGUUCUGGGGGUCGCCCACUUCGCAAGUCCUUCCGCAGGGAGCUGGCAGGCGGGACCGCAAACUUGCGCCGAGAGUCUCAGGGGUCCUUAAAUUCCUCCGCCAGUCUGGACCUAGGCUUCCUCGCUUUUGUCAGCAGCAAAUCUGAGAGUCACCGGAAGAGCCUUGGGAGUGCAGAGGGUGAGAGUGAAAGCCGGCCAGGGAAGUACUGCUGCGUGUACUUGCCUGAUGGCACAGCCUCUUUGACCAUGGCCCGACCUGGCCUCACCAUCCGAGAUAUGCUGGCAGGCAUCUGUGAGAAACGCGGUCUCUCUCUACCUGACAUCAAGGUCUACCUAGUCGGCAAAGAGCAGAAAGCCCUGGUUCUGGAUCAGGACUGCGCCGUGCUGGCGGACCAGGAAGUGCGACUGGAAAACAGGAUCACUUUUGAGCUGGAGUUGGCGGCGCUGGAGCGUGUGGUGCGGAUCUCUGCCAAGUCCACCAAGAGGCUUCAGGAAGCGUUGCAGCCCAUCCUGGCGAAACAUGGCCUCAGCCUGCAGCAGGUGGCGCUGCACCGGCCAGGCGAGAAGCAACCGCUGGAUCUGGAGAAGCUUGUGAGCUCGGUGGCGGCCCAGAGACUGGUUUUGGACACUCUCCCAGGUACUAAGAUCACCGACGCCGAUGACUUAUCUCCCCACCGCUGCCAGGGCGGCCCUCCCAGAACCCCGGAUAAGGCCGCCCAUUCCCUUCCACUACCCUCCAGCUCGCUGGUCGAGCUGCCUGGUAGUGUCGCUAGGAAGCGCCAGACUUGUGACAUUGAAGGCCUGGUAGAGCUGCUGAACCGGGUGCAGAGCAGUGGGGCCCAUGACCAGAGGGGCCUUUUGCGCAAAGAGGACCUGGUACUUCCAGAAUUUCUACAGCUGCCUACCCAUGGGCCCAGCGCCCAGGAAGCCCCACCACAAACUGAAUCAGAGGCCCCGCCCAGGGAUGGCCACUUGGACUCGGCCCUCUGA
Chrysochloris asiatica (Cape golden mole) is the source of this 1674-nucleotide messenger RNA. RefSeq names its product regulator of G-protein signaling 14 (gene RGS14). The coding region runs from base 1 to 1674 and encodes 557 amino acids. The transcript is spliced from 15 exons. The record is from RefSeq and is a predicted model, not a curated record. NCBI's taxonomy places the organism in Eukaryota, Metazoa, Chordata, Mammalia, Afrosoricida, Chrysochloridae. Gene Ontology annotation, molecular function: G-protein alpha-subunit binding; GTPase activator activity; microtubule binding. Gene Ontology annotation, biological process: signal transduction; regulation of G protein-coupled receptor signaling pathway.